AUGGACAACUCCUACUUGAUGGACUGGCAUGGAUAUAGCGGUGGUGACCAAUGCUACAGCUGCAGCCUCCUGACCAAUCCAAAGGCAAAGGCAAGGCGAAGCGAUGGCUUCGGGCCCACCAGCCGAGGGGCUUCGUUACCAGGCCGACAGCACCCUACGUCCACGACGCCUGGGCUCCGGGCCCGGCCGCCGCUGCACAAAGGCCGCGACUCCGCGUGGCCCAGCCCGCCUCGCGCGCUGCGCCCCGCCCCGAGCCCCGGCCUGCGGCCUCGCCCGGGAGGGGAGGAGAAAGGGAAGGGCGCAGCCUCUCCAGGCCGCAGCGCCCGCUACUCGCGGGGCGCCCCUCGCGCCCCGCACCUACCUGUGGCGCCCGCGACCUGCCCGAGCCGCCCGCAGCCCGACCACAGACGGCCGACCCUCACCGCACCGGCGCCGCCGCAACCCGCCAAGGCCCUCGCAAGCUCUCGGCUCUUGAGACCAGCUGCCGCGCGGACGAGCGGAGGGCGGGCCUUAUCAGCGCGCGACCAAUCCCGGCGCACGGCCACCGCGCAUUGGGGGAGCCGGGAGCGGGCUGAGGAGGCCGCCAAUCGGCGGCGCGAGGCGCGCGCGGCCCAAUUGCGAGGCGCGAUGGCGGACGCGUGGGCGGGACCAGGCGCCAGCCUAGAGGAGCUAACGACUGUGGCCCGGGCGGGGCUGGGCGCGCGGAGGGCUGCGGCCGCGUGGAGCGCCGGGAGAGAGACUUCCACUCAGCUGACAGCACCAUCCAGGAAAUAGCUGUUGACUACAAACUGCUCCAAAUGGCUGUGAGCCCUGGACAUGCUGAAAACUGAUGUGGACCAGUCCAGCCAAUGUGAUUGUUCCCUGUCUCUUCAGCUGGGUCAGCGAACCAGAUGCUUCUGAUGAAUGCCACCCACUGCCUGGACCCCCAGCCUUUGGUCUCCUGACAACAAUGUCCUAAUUUCUGCCGAGAAGCGGUGACAGAAGUAUGUCACUCCGUCUCCUCAAGGCUGGAAUGUUAGGUCUAAAGGAAACUGGAAGGGACCACACUUUGUUAUCUUGACCACCUCCACUUCUGUCAAAGUAGAUGUUAUCGGCACCAUCACGACAGGCCAAGUAUCAUCGCCUAUAAUAACCCAGCUGCAGAGAAAAGGCCCAUCACAAAGGCUUGAGAAGAUCCACUAAAGAUAAGACUGGUGCGGGUUGCAGACUAAUGAUGUUAUUUUGUCUGGCUAUGUUCCCCCCCCACAGUGCUCUUUCGUGGGAUAUAUGUCUAGAUCCUCCCGUAAGAGCAAAUGCAAAACUUGCCAUAAAUGUCUCACAGCUCCUGGUCACAUUUUGUCAGGUGAACAUCCCAUCAUUCUCCUCGCAGUUGAAACUGUUCAGUUUGUAUGUGAUGAUGGAUUAUGUCCCUGCUUAGUUAUCUGGCAUAUGCAUCAAGCCACAAGAUUUUGUAUCUUCGUAUUCCUAUUUCCCGGGACAGUCUGGCAGGGAGAGAGCACUUGUAUGUGCAAAUCUUUCCAGCCCCCAGAGGCAGAGAGAAAUGUGCAGUUCCUCUCCUCAUACCCCUCAGAGCAAGCUUAGGGUUGGGAACAGCUGGAGACCUCUCAAGGCAACAGGCACGGCAAUGGCCAUAAGACAGCUACAAAAACUUAGGCUGUCAAAUACCCAGGGUUUAUUUGCAUUAGAAGGGUCUAUUGCAAGAUUAGAAGACUGGGUUGGCUCAUUAGCUGAGGUAGUCUUACAGUAUUGUAGGGCACUUGUUCUGCUUUGUGCAGAACAAGGAGGUUACUGUAUGGUCUUUGGGGAAACUUGCUGCUUCUAUGAAAACCACUCAGGAAUUACCAUGAACUAAAAUGCAGGGAAGUGGCACAUGCCUUUAACCUCAGCACUCCAGAGACAGAAAUAGGUGGAUCUCUGUGAGGCCAGCCUGGUCUACAGCACGGGCUCCAGGACAGAGAACUAAAAAGCAAAAUUAGACUUUUAAAUGUUAAGGGUUGUUAAUAGUUAAUUUUUUUUUCUGCUUGUGGUGGUUUGAAAGAUGCAGAGUUUGGAGUUUGCCCAGCUUGGUUUGGGUUUUGCUUUGGUUCAGUAUUUCCUCAUUAUGCUUCCUUCCCUGCAUUUUGGAUUGGUAAUGCAUAUCCUGUGCCAUUAGAUGUUGGAAUCUAAUGAUCUGCAUUUUGAUUUUUUUACAGGGGAAUUACAGUUAAGAGAAAGCCAUGAGUCUCAGAAGAGACUUUGAAACAAGUUUGAGACUGUUAUAGACUAUGGGGACUUUUGAGAUUGAACUAAAUGUUUUUUUUUGUGUGUGUGUGUGUGUGUGUGUGGUAUGAUAUGGCUACAAGCCUUUGGGGACUAGGGGUGGAAUGUAGUGUUUGAAAGAAAAUUGCCUCCAAAGGAAGUGGCACUAUUAGGAGGAGUGGCCUUGUUGGAGUAGGUGUGUCACUGUGGGGGUGGGCUUUGAGGUCUCUUUUGCUCAAGCUUCCCUCGGUAGGAUAGUCAGUCAACUUCCUAUUGCCUGCAAGAUGUAAGACUCCCAGUUACUCCUGCAGCACCUUGUCUGGUUGCAUGCUGCCAUGCUGCUCACCAUGAUGACAAUGGACUGAAUUUAUGAUAAUAAUGAACCUGAAACUGUAAGCAAGCCCCCUCAAUUCAACAUUUUCCUUUUUAGGAGUUGCCAUGGUCAUGGUAUCUCUUCACAGCAAUAGAAACCCUAACUACAACACUGCUAAUUCUACUUUGGUCACCAAGCUUGUUUUGCACAAGAGGACUUUCAGCUUGUAGGAGAACAAAUUGUUCGUUGUCUUUAAAACCCCUAGACUGGUGCUGGAGAGAUGGCUCAGUGGUUAAGAGCAUUGCCUGCUCUUCCAAAGGUCCUGAGUUCAAUUCCCGGCAACCACAUGGUGGCUCACAACCAUCUGUAAUGAGGUCUGGUGCAGACAUACACACAGACAGAAUAUCGUAUACAUAAUAAAUAAAUAUUUUUAAAAAAAGAGCAUUGCCUGCUCUUCCAAAGGUCCUGAGUUCAAUUCCUGGCAACCACAUGGUGGCUCACAACCAUCUCUAAUGAGGUCUGGUGCCCUCUUCUGGCCUGCAGGAAUACACACAGACAGAAUAUGGUAUGUAUAAUAAAUAAAUAAUUUUUUUUUUUUAAAAAAAACGUUGACUGAGGUAGUUGGGCUGCAUUUAGGAAUUCUGAGUCCUGGAUGUAGAAUACCUGGUGCCAGUAACUGAGUAAAAGCCUCUUCUUUGUUAAAAUUUAUUAAUGAUUAGACUGGUGAAUCUCAGAAAGACCACAGGCCCACAAUAACUGAGCCAUCUCUGGAAUCCCCUAAGCCCCAAAAAAGAGACUUAAAAAAAAAAAAAAAACAAACAGCAGCAACCAGGCAUGUUGAUGCACACCUUUAAUUCCAGCACUUGGAAGGCGAAAGUAGGUGGGUGUUUCUGGCCACCUAGGCUAAAUAAUGAGACCCUGUCUUUUUAUUUUUUUGAGGCAGGGUUUCUCUAUAUAACAGUCCUGGCUGUCCUGGAACUCACUCUGUAGACCAGGCUGGCCUCAAACUCACAGAGAUUCAUCUGCCUCUGUCUCCUGAGUGCUGGGAUUAAAGGAAUGCACCACCACCACACCUGUCUUUAAAAACAAAACAAAACAAACAAACAAACAAAAAAAAAACCAAAGCAGAUGUCAACUCUGUCUCUAGGCAACAGACAACAACCUUGUAGUUUAGCAUCAUGGACAUAGGGUAUCUGACAUUGUUACAUUGUCAUAAAUAUAAUUUGAAUUCUAUAAUAAGUUGAUACAUUUGCAUUUAUAUGUUGCAUUGUCUAAUGAAAGAAAGACUUUCCUAGGUAAGAAAAAAAAUCUCUCCUUUUAAAGUAAAGGAUUUUUCCAAAACAGAAAACAAAAGGUGAAGCCAAAGGGGAUAUUAAAAUGGUGUGAAAUGGGGUGUAAAGGGACUGGAGAGACCUCUGUGUUUAAGAGGGCACACUGCUUUUGCAGAAAACUGCUUUCCACCUCCAGCUACACAUGUCUGACAGCUCACAAACACCUGUAACUCUAAGUCCAGGGAUCCAGCAGGUAACUCACACAGUCACACGCAUACAUAAGAAAAGAAAAGAAAUAUUUUUAAAAAGCAACUAGUUGGUUAGAUUUUAUUCAAAUGCAACUUUGUUUUCUCACUGGACUGAAGACUUCACAUAUUAGACAGCCACAAACUUAGUAUGGGGGAAAUUCUAUUAAAAAGAAUUAUUCCUAUUUGGGGGCAUUUCUACUAAAUUACAUAGUCACUAUAAAACUUAUCUUAGUGAAUAUUAAAUCUACUUAUAAAAUUUGGUCUGUUGUACUAGGUUUUCAUUAUACCUAUCCUCCCUCUACUCUGACAGUCAAACAAAUGGUACUAAUUGUCCAAACUAAAGGCAGGAAGGCUGGACAGAUGGCUUAGCAGUUAAGAGAACUGGUUGCUCUUGCAGAGGACUCUAGUUUGAUUCCCAGCACCCACAUAGCAGCUCACAAGUGUCUGUAAGUGUCUGUAACUUCAAUUCCAAAGGCUCCAGUUCCCUCUUCUGGACUCCCUGGGCAUCAAGCACCAUGUGGUACACAGGCAUUCAGGCUACACUCAUACAUAGAAAACUGUCCUGAACCAGAAACUCCCAUUGGUUCUAAAAUCACAACUUACCUCUUAAUUAAUUAGUUUGUGUUUUUUGAGACAGGGUUUCUCUAUAUUACUUUGGUGGCCCUAGAACCAGGCUGGCCUCAAACUAACAGAGAUCUGCCUGCCUCUGCCUUCUGAGUGCUGGGAUUAAAGUCACCACACCUGGACUACCUCUUAAUUUUUUUAACUUUGGUUUUUCGAGACCAGGUUUCUCUGUAGCUUUGCCUGUCCUGGAACUUGCUCUUGUAGACCAGGCUGGCCCCGAACUCACAGAGAUCCUCCCGCCUCUGCCUCCCGAGUGCUGGGAUUAAAGGCAUGCAUUACCACCGCCCAGCAAGACUUAUUUAUUUUAUGUGCACUGGGUGCUGGGAACUAAACCCAGGUCCUCUGCAAAAGUGACAAGUGUUCUUAACUGAGGAGCCAUCUCUCCCAGCCACACAAGAGAUGUUUGAACAUGGAAACUAAAAAUGCAAAGUUGGUUAAAGGGUCUUCACACAGUCUUCACACAGUGAGUGCUCAAGAAACAGAACAAAACGGACCAAAACUAAAAGCAAUGUAUUUUAUCAACUAGAAAAAGAC
This is a messenger RNA of Alexandromys fortis (reed vole), 5228 nucleotides long. RefSeq names its product translation initiation factor IF-2-like. The transcript is spliced from 3 exons. The record is from RefSeq and is a predicted model, not a curated record. NCBI's taxonomy places the organism in Eukaryota, Metazoa, Chordata, Mammalia, Rodentia, Cricetidae. Bases 1 to 774 code for a protein of 257 amino acids.